AUGGGACUCAACAGCCUUUUAGCAUCGUUCUAUCCCCGUCCGACCAACCCCCCAGUCGACCUUGGAGGAAAGACAGCAAUAGUGACGGGUGCGAACUCUGGUAUUGGAUUCGAGACCGCGCGAGCAUUGGCUGCGAUGGGUGCUCAUGUCGUUCUUGCCUGCCGAAACGAACUGCGAGGCCAAGAGGCGAGAAAACGGAUUGUCCAGCUCACCGGAAAUCCGCAUGUCGACUUGGAAAUAGUCGAUUGCGCGUCGUUUGGGAGUGUUCGGGCGUUUUUGGAUAGGUGGGAACAGAGGCACGUCAGGACGGUGGAUAUUCUAGUCAAUAAUGCGGGGAGUCUCAGCGGUACGGUAUCUCUCACCAAAGACGGGUUUGAACAGACCUAUCAAUCGAACCAUCUUGCGCAUGUUUUGCUCACCCACGAACUGCUCUAUCGUGGAUACUUUUCCCCCACUGGUCGGAUUGUAUCAUUAUCGUCUGGAGGGCUUUAUCUUAGCAGCCCAUUGAACGAGAACAACAUCAGUGGCCAGGAUGUCCUUUCGCGCUACGACCAUGAGAUCGGCAGGAGGAUAUCUCCGGAGGAUAUGAUCCAACUAUACGUUAGGACCAAACUAUCUCAGGCCAUGUGGACAAUCGCAUUACAGCGGAAAUUGAGUCUGAGCAAGGAAUGGAAAGAUAUCACGGUCCACUGUUGCCAUCCAGGGCCCGUACAGUCCCCGAUUUGGAGACAGCCGAGUGGCGCUGGAGCGACGUUUGGGAUCACAGUUGAUGUUCUCCGGUUCAUAGCCGAUCGGUUCGGUAUACCCAGCGAGCAAGGGGCGAUCACCCCAGUAUGGCUCGCUACUGCUCCCGAGCCUGCAUCCGAGUCCUUGAGGGGGAGGUACUGGGAUAGGAAACAGUGGCAGUGGUUGGCGCCCUGGGCCUUGGACGAGCAGCGACAGGAGAAGCUUUGGGUCUGCGUGUCUGCCAUUCCUCUUGUGACACGUGCGACCGAUGAAUCGAACCCGUUUGCGGGAAAGACCUUCUAUGGAAAUGCUUAUUACCGAUCGCUGGUCGAGACCGAAGUCGGUCGGCUAAAAGCAGCGGGCAAAACCGAGCUCGCGGCCAAAGCGGCCAAAGUCGCCCAGAUCCCGGUCUUUAGCUGGAUAUACGACACUUCGUCCGUGAACGAUAUCACCGGUUAUCUCGAGGACGCUGCGGCUAUACAGAAAAAGACCGGGAAGAAACAGAUUGUCCAGCUCGUGAUCUACAAUCUUCCCGAGCGCGAUUGUUCCUCCAAGGCCGCUGCAGGCGAACUGCAUCUUACGACUAGUGCUGCUGGUGUGACCCCCUAUCAGAAACUCCUCGAAUCCGCCAAGUCGCAGAUCCAGAAGUUCCCGGACAUCGCGGUUGCGAUUGUUCUAGAACCCGAUUCCAUCGGCGAUCUCGUCGCGAGUAACAGUGUAGCCAAGUGUAAAAACUCAGCAAAAGCCCACAAACAACUUUUGAGCACUGCGAUCGCCACACUUCAGCUUCCAAACGUUAGCCUAUACCUCGACGGUGCUCACGCUGGAUGGCUCGGAGACAGUUUGGCUCCCACUGCUGCGCUCCUCGGCGAGAUUCUCCAGGACGCGAGGAUAUACCAUGCCAAUGCGACCGUUCGUGGACUUGCGACCAACGUCAGCAAUUAUAAUGGAUUGGGUAAUCAGAAAGAGGUAGGGAGGGACGAAUUGAAGUAUAUCAAGGCCCUUGCGCCUUAUUUGGAGAAAGUCGGGUACCCAGCACACUUUAUUGUUGACCAGGGCCGAGCUGGAAACCAAAAGGCACCCCACGGGGACGGCGAAGAAUGGUGCAACUUCAAGUACGCUGGAUUCGGUCUUCGCCCGAUGGUUACGACCCACCCUUUAGUCGAUGCGGUCGUUUGGGUCAAGCCGGGUGGAGAAUCGGAUGGAACGACCGAUACUUCGUCGUCGCGCUUUGACACUGCUUGUACUUCCCCCGCAUCCUAUGUCCCCAGUCCAGAAGCAGGUGACUGGCACUCGGUGAGAUAUAAGGAGGGGGAGCAAGAGAGCACCGAACUACUCCGAGGACAAAAGGUUGUUUUGAUCGGAGGGUCAUCCGGCGUUGGAAAGUCGAUUGCCGUUGCAGCCGUAGACUACGGCGCGUCCGUAGUGAUAGCUUCGUCAUCCUCCGACCGAGUUCAGGCUGCUGUUGAGCUCUUGAAAAAGGGAGCCAAGGAUCCUGGUGUGUCCAUCACGGGCCAGGUUAUCACUGCUGGUCGGUUUCCGGGUGUUAUGCGCUUUCCUCAUGAUGAGAUUGGUGAGGCGUUCAAGGGAAGUUUCGAUGCCUAUUAUUGGCCUUUGGUAACUGCUGCCCAGCAUAUAUACAAGAAUAACUUGAUGAGGCCCGGAGGUUCUAUCACUAGUACAAUCGGUACGACCUGUGAUCGUCCGCUCCCUGGAUGGUCACUUUUGUCUGGACCGGUGGGUGCGGUUGCCAGCGUGACUCGUGGACUGGCAGUCGAUCUAAAGCCGAUUCGUUCCUUGGGGUUGGUCGAUACAGAAAUAUUUGACACACUUCCAGGAGAAAUCAAGGAGGGCAUAUUCAACUCACAGUUAGAAAAGUUGCCUGUUGGACAUGUCGGUCUUCCCAGCGAAGUAGCGGAAGCGUACAUAUUUGCGAUGAAAGUAACCUUCGCACUCCUAUCGCCCAUAACAAUUGCCCAUCGGACUACCCGUCGUUCGUUGAAUUUUAGACCUCCUCGAGAGGUUUAUUUCCAGACUGACCAAUUCUCAAUUCUCGAUUCAUCUGACCCUCAUCAAACUGCUCGUGUUUUCCUCAACAAGCUUGCUUAUCCUGACGAUGGUUAUUUUAUCCGCAAGGACUCUUACACUGAUGCGAAUACCGGUAUAUCGCACAUAUAUGUUCGUCAAGUAGUGAAUGGAUUAGAAGUCGCUGAUGGAAACAUCAAUCUCAAUAUUCGUAACGGACAAGUUUUGAGUUACGGAAACUCGUUCUUCGAUGGCUCCGCAAGUCUUUCUUUAAUUUCAGAACCAAGUUGGCACCAAGCGGUCUAUUGCUCUGAGGCUACUACUCAUCCUAACGAUCCAGCGUGCGGCAGUACUCUUCGCCGCCUUCAGAAAAGCAUUUCAAAUUACCCACUCAUUUCCAAUAGUUUCUCCAAAGAUCCGCGUGCUGCUGCCUAUUUCUUCUUGGAGGUCGCUCACCCCGACUUAGCGUCUCUUGGCAUUUACCUCGGCGCUCUUAAAGCUGAGCGUCACGAAUGCACUGAUCCAUUCGAGGAAGAGAUAUCUUGCAGUGGCUGGUUGGUGACCGAACUCUCAAACAAGCUGGAACCUAUUCAUGCCCGUCAAGUUUAUGUUCAGACGCCGGCUGUCGAUGGAUUUACUAGUCUAGUCCUGGCCUGGAGACUGGAAGUUCUACUCCCCGAUAACCAUUACGAAGCUUACGUUUCCGUCAAUGACCCCUCCAAGAUUAUCUCUGUGACCGAUUGGGUCGUUGAUGCUCCUACACCGAAUAACGAUGGCUGGAUUAGCUCCCUGCAGCAGAAUGUAUUUGGUCAGCACCAAGAAGUUCUUCAGUCUCAAGAUCCCAUCGCUGCCGAUCCUGAGCUUAGUCUGAACGUACUAAAACCUACCCAACGGCUGGUACCUACCGCGUUUGGAGGUGGGGCAUCAACGACCCGGAAAGAGCGCAUCUCCGCUUGGGUGGCACUCAAUACCUGCAAGUCACGACCCUCUCAAUCGUCAUCCGACCUUGACGAUGACGUGCUCGUCAAUUUUACAUCGACACUUGGGAACAAUGCUUUUGCACAAGAGAACUGGGAUAAAACCACAGAAUGGAAAGCUAACGGUCGACCCGACGGUGGUCUUGGGCUAGUUUUUGACUUUGAUUAUGGCGCCGACCCAUCUGAAUCUGACUGGGAGAGUGUAGAACCCAGGCAAUACAGGGACUUGUCGAUCACUCAGCAAUAUAACUUUGACAAAGGCGGCGCCGAGGGCGAUGCCGUGAUUGUGGACGCUCAAGAUAGCGGUGGCUUCAAUAACGCAUUUUUCUCGACCCCACCUGAUGGACGAAGCGGUCGGUGCCGCAUGUUCCUCUGGAAUACUGCGAAGCCAUUCCGAGAUGGUGGACUAGAUGCAGGAAUCCUUAUUCACGAGCUUUCUCACGGACUGUCAACCCGGCUGACAGGAGGUCCCCGUAAUUCGGCUUGCCUAGACGAACGCGAAGCAGGAGGAAUGGGCGAGGGGCGCAUGGGCUGCCAAUACGAGGCCAGGUAUAAGGCACUUCCCAUAUUCGGUAAACUCAACCGGAAUCCAUCGCUAUAUGAUUUCCUGCAACGUAUUGACUACCGGCGAGAAGUCCACGCCAUUGGAGAAGUCUGGGCAGAAAUCCUUUGGGUCGUAUCUAAUAAGCUAAUCGAAAAGCAUGGGUUUUCCGACUCUCUCUUCCCAUCCUCCGAUCCCAAUUUUUAUCGGUUUGUCACUCUUAAAGAUGGUAUGAUUUCCAGGGUACCUAAACAUGGGAACUCGCUCAUGCUGCAGUUGAUUGUCAAUGGCAUGAAGACGCAGCCUUGCAAUCCCACAUUCCUCCAGGCUCGCGAUGCCAUCAUCGCAGCUGAUGAUGCUCUUACCGCAGGCGAAAAUAAGUGCACACUCUGGAAAGCAUUUGCCUCCCGUGGUUUGGGCAAGGAUGCGAAAAGGCUUGUGGAUAGUCCUCGACCAAGUAUUAAUGGGUUCAAAGUGCCCCCAGAGUGCAACUGA
Molecule: messenger RNA, 4764 nt
Organism: Rhizoctonia solani
Lineage: Eukaryota; Fungi; Basidiomycota; Agaricomycetes; Cantharellales; Ceratobasidiaceae
Product: glycoside hydrolase family 6 protein
Exons: 29
Coding region: 1-4764 (1587 amino acids)
Biological process (GO): cellulose catabolic process
Molecular function (GO): hydrolase activity, hydrolyzing O-glycosyl compounds; zinc ion binding; metalloendopeptidase activity
Source: RefSeq, a predicted model, not a curated record